UGAGAAAAAGCCAAGUUUAUCUGGCUGUUGUGUCUGCUGGAUACUGCUCACUCGACCCUGUUGGAGAAGAUAAUUUUGCUGUUUGGCAUGUGGGGUGUUGUCUGCAGCUGCAAGGGGCAAGGAAUGACAGAUGCAAGAAUAUGAUGACAAGAGAACGUGAAAGCUGUUCAGCGAGGAGGCCAGACUUCGUUCUUCUUUCAUUAUUGGGUUGAUCAGGGAAAUGGAUCCUCCUGCAGCGCUGUCUGAGUCUCCCAGUAACGACAGGUUAGUGUUUGUGAUGAAGUGGCCCUGGGGCUUCCUAUGUCUUUACUUUGGAAUAAUACUUUCUCUUCUCCUGAUUUUUCUCAAGAGAUUUAAAAAUGCUGGUACUAUAAACGUUCUAGCUCCCAAUGUGCAUCCUCAGCUGUGCUUUACAAUUCUUUCAAUUUGCAGAAACAAUGGAUAGUUCUAACCAAUGUUUCUCAGAAAUACUGCUAUUCAUUUACCCAAAUAGUCUUCAAAUUUUUCUGUAUUUGUCUGGAGUUCAUACAUUUCACUUAGGCCUGUCAUCUAGUUGGUGAUGAUUUUGCCUUCCCCGGAUGUGCCAGCUGUUUCUUCACGGUUCUCUCGAUAGCUCUUCAGCUAGAGCUGCGCCACAAGGUAGAACGUGUUGCCCAGGAUGCUCACGGCUCAAACUGACACACUUUGUGAAUGGUGAGUCUCACCUGCCAGAUACUUUUGCUUUGUUUUUUAACUUUAAUUUACAGAUGAUGAUGAUAGCGAUGAAAACAAUGAUGAAAUUGAGCUUUAUGAUGACAAACCAAAGUAUGCUCUAUCGUGUGUCAAACGCACAUUGCUAAGUGCCAGACAUAAAUCACAUCAUUUACACAUCAUCUCGACCUAGAGUUGUGCGUUAUUAUGCUCAUGGUGCAGAUGAGAAAACAGUUGUGCCCUUUCUUCCUUCCCUUCACCCUGUAAUCUGUCCCACCCACAGUGUCAUAAACACCCAAACUUGCACUGGAGUCUAGUAGGGGGUUUCUUUGUUCCAAUACACUCUCCAGGUCUCUUCUGACCAUUGGAUUGAAUGCAAUGACCUUAAGAUUGGAUUGUGGCCCAUUUGAUGAUGCUAUGUACCACUUAUUAUCCAUGAUUUGGGUAAUUGCAGAAUGUCUAAGGUGAUUGUCUCCUUGAUCAGGGUAUUAAAGGGAGUCUUAACUGCAUUACCUUUGGCCUGAGGGUGACUCAGCCUUCACUAUCAGCUCUGACAUCUUCUGACUAACUCUCUUUGGUAACUCUCCAAAGAGAAUGCUCAGAUUUCUACCUGACAUUUCUUACUGCAUUUAUGUUUUCCUCCCCCUACCCUGCCCACUUAGCCUUUCCUUCCUUUUUUUUCCAGUGUGGCCUCUCUGAAUAUGACCUAUUUCAUAAUUUCCUUCUGUGUUAUAUGUCAUUAUAUUCAGAACCUCAAGUCUCUCUGAGGGCAGCUUAUUUUCUCCAGUGUGUGAAAUGAGAUUUUUGUGCUUGGUACAUUGAAUGAGUCAGGAACCAUCUCAGCAUCAACCACUCCUAAAAGCCUUAUUUGAGGAGGAUCUUCUGGAUCAUUCUGCUAUGGCAAAGAGUUUUAUUCUGUCAUGCUGAUCUCCUAAACAGUGGUGUGCAGUUCAGGUGGUAAGCGUGAUGAAGGAUGGCUGUGAGAGGACACACUGGCAGAAUUUAUUUUAGCUUGUUUUUAUAAAAUGUUCAUAUUCUCUGGAAUAUGUUUUCUAAUAAAAUACUCUAUUAGCAUAGAAAUAGGUAUAUAUCUUUCCUUAUAAUAUUUACACACAAAUAUAGAACCCAGAUAUUCAGAGGGUGUAUUUCGCUGAUACAGUUGUGUGUGAUUCUUGACAUUGAGAUAACUGGAUGAUCACAGUUACAUUUUCUGUUGUCUCUCCUGGCACUGCAUGGGAACAAAUAUAAGUGGGUGCUCAUAAAUGCAUCAAAUUAUGUCUCUUUCCUUAAUCAGUAUUCUGGAAAAAGGAGAUAAAGUUUUCCAGCUCUUACUGGGCAAUUUCUCCUGUAGAAAAAUAAUAUUUUCUAGUUGUUUCAAAGCAAUGACCACCUGAACCAUGAUUUCCUGAACGUUAUUGCAAAUUCAUGGUGUCUGCACAUUCCUUAAACAUUUGUGUUUGCAGGACUGCAGUCCCCCAAAGAAAGCUGAAAAUGAUGGAGUCUUACAUCCUCAAUUUACAGAUGACUAGUUUUACUUUUCUGUGUAUUUGUAUUUUUUUAAACUGAAAUAAAACUAAAGCCUGUAUUUCACAGCAAUAACGUGAUAGAAGUCAAUUUCAUAAUUUUUAUUUUAUUUCAUUCUCAUUCUUUUAAAAUAUCUUUAAAAAUGUUAUUAUAUAUCUAAUGUUAUUCUUAAAAUAUUAACAGUCUGUAGUUUUUCACUUACAUGAAAUAGAUGCAUAGAAAUAAGUAUAUGGCAUGUAUAAGUACAUAGAAGAUGCAGAAACCAUUAGGGCUAUGUGCUUAAUAGUGUGUGACCACAAAGCUUGAGACAGAUGGGUCAGUACAUUAAUAUUUUUCUGUCGUUUCUCAUGGGCAUAGGAAGGAAGCAAAUCCUAAUUUUCUGAAUGCGUGAAUGGAGAAAAUGGUGUCACUAACUUCAAUAACACGGAAAAGAUUAGCUUUUUCUAAUGCUACUAGGAAACUCCUAUUUUAGACAAUGAAACUUUUCCAAAGGUUUCAGACCAUUUUUCCAACUAGUCUUCAAGUACUUCAAUGUUCAUGGCUCCUUAACAUUUCUGAACUCCCUUUGUAACUUAGUUAUAAAGCCACAAGGCACUGAGUAGCUGUGAAAACAAUUUAGCUUUAUACCUUUGAUUUUCAAAUGAUAAAACCAUAAGAAUAUGUGACUAGACCCAUUUUACAAUGUUAUGUACCUCAUGUUUAAAGGGUUUGAAUUAAAACUGAAAUAAAGUAAAUACCUGCAUUCCAUAGGGAAAUCGUCCUUGAGAAGGUCAUCAGUGAAUUCCCUAGUCUAAUUGUCACACUUGGGCCCCAUGACUGGAAAAUCCCAUUGCUUACUUCAAGGAGACUUGAAUGCUUGAACCCCUAUGGGGUUACGCCUUUCAGGGUUUGGGGUGGAACCUAUAUUCUAAUUAAAACACUAAAAAGGAAUGACCCCAAAUCUACUUAAAUUGUGGUUAUAUUUUCUACCUGAUUCCACAUGCCUAAGAAUGGAAGGGAAAGAAAUCUUGGAAUGUGGUCUUGUGUAUAAUUGAUAACUCUAUUCUGCCCACUUAGACUAGGUUUUUUCUUGCAUGAUAAUCAAAAACAUGUAAAAUAAAUCUUGUAAGAUUCAUAAAAAAGACUUAAAAUUCCAUCACAGUCCUAUGUUCAGAGAUUGUUAAAAAGAGUCGACUACUUUGGCAGUCAUUCACCUCUCCAUUUUAGGCAGGGACAUCCCAGGACAUUAUUGCGAGAACUGCAUUAACUCUCCCAUGUCACGUAUGUGAGGAACUACAUAAUAAAAACAGUAGCUAACAUUUUUCUAGAGAUCACUAUGUGCCGAAACACUUCCAUGUUUAGCAUGUAUAUGUAAUCUUUUUAUACUCAUAGGAUCUCUUCAAUGAAGACAACAUGACCAUAUUUUGCAGACGAGAUAACUGGGGCUCAUUUGUGGUAAGUGAUUGCUGAAGGUCACACUUUCAGUGAGUGUCAGAUCAUAGAUUUAAAUUUAAGCAGUCUGACUUCACAGCUCACAUAUUUCAGUGUUUUGUCUGUUAAUACAUUAAGACUAUUUGGCCAGGCAAUAAAUAAACCAGAAUGAAGAUAGCACUGAGAUCAUAUAACUAUGUGCAUUGCUGUACCACUGACACUCUUUGCUUGAGAGGGUCUCAUUUUCACUUUUCUGCAAUCCUUGUCAAUCGUAUUCACCCAAAAUUGUAGAGGUCUUGCUACGUACUGGGCGUUUUAUCAGCUUGUUGCAGAUCCAAAGUAAAUAAAUCAUUGCCUUGUCCUUGAAAAACUCAAAGAUGAGAUUGGCUUCAGUACUGAAGGGUGAAAAAGAAUGUAUCAGGAUUAAUCCACAUAUUUUGAUGGUGGCAAUAGUGUUUACUGAGAUGAUGAAAGUGGUAGUAUUUGUCAUAGAGAUAAUUUAUUUUGUUUUUCUCCUUAGAUAUUAAUGACAUGCUUCUUUUCACCAGAAAGAUGAAUACAAACAAUGAAAAACUCUACACUUCUAUUGCCAUAAAAAAUGCGCUUUUCUCCCAAAUUGUCCUUGGGAUCACAGCCAAUACCAUCCUUCUUCUCUUCCACGUCCACACCUUGAUUCUCAAGCACAGGCCUAAGCCCACCGACUUGACCAUCGGUCACUUGGCCCUAAUCCACAUAAUAAUGCUGCUAACCAUGGGGUUCAUGGUUACAGAAAGUUUUGGGUCUCAGAAUUUUUGGAACGUCGUCAAAUGUAAGUCAGUUAUCUACUUGUACAGGUUGACGACGAGCCUGUCCGUUUGUACCACCUGCCUACUGAGCAUCCUCCAAGCCAUCAUCCUCAGCCCCAGAAGCUCCCAUUUGGCAAAGCUCAAGCAUAAAUCCUCACACCACAACCUGUAUCGCAUUCUCCUCCUACGGGUCUUCAAUAUGUCCAUUAAUGCUUGCUGCUUAAUCUCCACCAUUGCCACCCUCAAUGUGACCUCAGCCCAUCUUCUGUUUGUCACUGAAUCCUGCUCUCUUUUACGCUUGAGUUACCUCCCUGAGUACAUAUUUUCCACAUUGGGGAUAUUCUGGGACAUUUCCUUUAUAGGGCUCAUGGCCCUCUCAAGUGGACACAUGGUGACUCUCUUGUACAGGCAUAAGAGGCAGUCCCGGCAUCUUCACAGCACCAACCUUUCUCCAAAAGCAUCCCCAGAAGAAAGGGCCACCCACACCAUUCUGUUGUUUCUGAGUGUCUUUGUGUUUGUGUACUUUUUGGAUUAUAUUACCUCCGUCUCCUUAGAAAUGUGGUGGGACAAUGACUCAGUUCGUCAACACGUCCACGUGCUGGUGACCAACAGCUAUGCCACAGUCAGCCCUUUGGUGCUAAUCAGUACUGAAAAACGAAUAAUGAAAGUUUUAAAAUCCGUGUGUGGAAGGACAGUAAAUGCUUAAUUAUUCAGUGAUAGACUCUCUCUCUCUCCCUCUUUUUUCAUCCUGUACUUUUUAUUUCCAAUUUUGUAAAAAUUUGUUCUUGUGAAAAAAGUAAUUUCUGAAGGAGCCGGAACUUUUGCAUUUGCUCUUUGUAAAGAUGCUAACUUGCAAAUUUACGGUUCUGUUACUGUACAUCUCAAACGUGUUAUCUUUCCAUCUCUCUUAGUACCUAAGAUGCAUUUAGCCUUGGCAAGAAAAAUGACACCAAACUCAAUGCACCUUGGAAGAAUUAAUCUUGUUUAACCAGAGUAAGAGAAAAAUCUGCAUAAGCAUAAUUGACUCAAUUAAUAUGGCUGAUGUAAUUAGUGUUAUAGCUUAUUUCUUUUAUCAAAGCAACAAACAGAUAUAAUGGGAAUAAAAUUCCCUUGACAUUAAAUCUAGUAGCAUUUCUAAUCAUAA
Equus caballus (horse) is the source of this 5553-nucleotide messenger RNA. NCBI's taxonomy places the organism in Eukaryota, Metazoa, Chordata, Mammalia, Perissodactyla, Equidae. The record is from RefSeq and is a predicted model, not a curated record.